Melopsittacus undulatus (budgerigar) is the source of this 1418-nucleotide messenger RNA. It is a transcript of the gene FBXO16, whose product is annotated as F-box protein 16. The record is from RefSeq and is a predicted model, not a curated record. Lineage: Eukaryota; Metazoa; Chordata; Aves; Psittaciformes; Psittaculidae. Gene Ontology annotation, molecular function: protein binding. Bases 1 to 1083 code for a protein of 360 amino acids. The transcript is spliced from 7 exons.
AUGGCAUUUGCAUCUCCUAGAAACAUGGAGGGCCCCAAGCUACAGACCAAGAUGAGCACAUGGACUCCACUGAACUCUCAACUUAUGAAUAACAAGGUAUUUGAAGAAAGAAGAGCCUUGCUUGGAAAAUGGUUUGACAAGUGGACAGAUGGUCAGAGGCGGAGGAUCCUGGUGGACCUGUUGGAACGCUGCUCCCUAUCACAGCAGAAGUUCUGUGCCAAGCAGCUACAGAAUCGAGUCCCCACUGAGGCUCUAGAUUUUACCACAAGGCUUCCUAGAGUCCUGUCUUUAUACAUCUUUUCCUUCCUGGACCCACGGAGCCUUUGUCGAUGUGCACAGGUGAGCUGGUACUGGAAGUACCUGUCUGAACUGGAUCAGCUCUGGAUGAAGAAAUGCCUGCGUUUUGGCUGGCACAUCAACUUCUCCCCAACCCCAUUUGAGCAAGGAAUCUGGAAGAAACAUUACAUUGAGAUGGUGAAAGAGCUGCAUGUCACGAGACCAAAGACUCCUUCAAAGGAUGAGUUUGUAGUUACUGAUGUGCAGCCCAUAAGAAGCAACAUCUCAGAGGCAAAACCUUUUGUGCCAGGAAAGAGGACAAAAAAAGAGAAAAAAUUGCUCCCACCAUGGCGUUCAUCAGACAGGCAUCCUACAGACACCAUCCGAUUCAACUACCUCAACAACUACGAUCCCAUCGAGCAGGCCAGGCAGGCGAGAAAGAAAGGAGGAGGAAAGACCCCAGACCUUAGCCGGCAGGCAGCUGAGAGAAAAAUGAGGCCAGGUCGUGGAUCUAAUAAGCUCCAGAAGACAAAAUCACUGCUAUCACUUCCUGCAGAUCUUGAGACUGUUCCAAGACCACCAGUUUAUCACUGCCAGGCUGCCCCCCAGACAGCCAGGAACCUGUCCUCCAAAGCAGCAGCAAAGACCCUGGCCCAGAGUUCCCAGUGGAAUGCUGCGGUACAACAAGCACCUCUUGAAGCUCCAGUGCCAAAGCCACGGCAAGGAGGAAAGACAGACCUUACAAGAAUUAACACCACAUCUCCAUGCCAGGAUGAUGCCCUGUGCAAUACAGUGAAGCUAUUAUAGAGAUUGACAGUAUCUAAAUUUAAUGCACAAAGGGAAGGAAAUGGUGCUGGCAGUAUGUUUCUGUAGGCAGAGGCCAUCAUUCUAGAUGGUGGGGAUCCAGAUGACAAUGAUCUGCUGCAUCAAAGACAACAUAUGGCCAAACACGUCACAUCUAGCACUUGCUAGAUUCACCUGUCUGUCAGGACUGUCAUCUUCGUACUGGCAUGGGUUUAACUCACUAACACUCAAUGGCAGAGCAAGAGAUCUUAGAUCAGAAGUGACAGUGGGCUCAGUCCAAAGUCCAGGGACUCUGCCAAGGCCUGGACAGAUGCCAGGAGCUGGUGUAGUUGGGUUGG